AGCCGCUACAGUUCACUUCCUGGGCGUUGGUUUUCAACACCUUGGGAGCCAUGGAGCGAGAGCUGACAGAGCUGCUCCGGGUGGAGGACUUUGUGCCGGAGGAAGAGCUUCCGGAGGCCGCUCCAGUGCGCUCCAGGAUCUGGGCCAAGGCCACCGCCGCCUCGGUGCUGUGCCUGGGGCUGGUGGCGGUGUUGGGCACCAGUCAACGUGCAGCCUCGCCGCUGGAGGGUCUGCAGGAGAAAUACGCAGAUCCACCCAUGGGCCAGUGCCUUUGCCUCUUCGAUGUGGAUCGCACGCUCACGUCCAGGCAGUUGCAAGAUCCAGCGGCCACCGCGGAUGAGCAAUGCCCUGCAACCAAGGAUGCGCCGCUGGUGAAUGGCAAAGUUGUCAUCGACUACGCUUACAAAGCGGGACGUCUUCGUUUGUCAGACUUAGCCCAGAAGCUCGAUCAGAGCUUCUGCAGCCGACAGAAGUGCUUCAUGGGGGUGAUCUCCGCUGGCGGCGCAAGCGGCGACGAUGAGAAGCAGGUACUCUAUGACAGGCUCCACGCGAGUUCUCCAGGCAAGGUGGGGGGCCAGACCUUUGGCGAGUACGCGCAGAUCAAUGACAAGGUGUGGACCCUGAAGAUGGUCUUUACGCCAGAUCCCAACAAGGGUGAGGCGGCCAAGAAGAUCUUCGACUGGCUCAACAGCCCGGAUGGCCACAACGCAAACAUCCCCAGCUCCGAGGUCUAUUUCUUUGACGACCACCUCGGCAACGCCGGGGAGAUGGCCAAGUAUGGCUUCAACGGGCGUGAGGUGUCUUGCCGGGUCCGGGACCAGAGCAUCGGCAACGGCCUGGUGGGGCUUUGCGGUGCAGAGCUGUCCGAGGUGGUCCCCUCCAAGGGCAUCACCACCUGCGCGCGGUGAGCAGAUCGCCAGAUGGCUGGAAGGCAGCCCCCUAAAAUUGCCCUUCUUAACCCGUUUUGGGGGGGAGGGUACCCCUGC
This is a messenger RNA of Effrenium voratum, 986 nucleotides long. NCBI's taxonomy places the organism in Eukaryota, Dinophyceae, Suessiales, Symbiodiniaceae. The record is from the annotation of a GenBank genome assembly.